GUGUCGCAUCAUGUCGCUGCUCUGUCUCUUCCUCGGCGGGGCACUUGUGCUCAGUGUUUUGCAACAAGUUCAAAGCAAAUACAUCAACUCAUUUGCUGGCCCGUUCAUUGUCGUCGCGCACACGAUCGAGCCGUGUCCGUCGGACGGAUCAGUGGUGUUGAUGUUACGCCCAAGCCACUUCUACCCCGCCAGACCCUUCGAUCGGCAGACGCUAACGGGGCAGAUGUGGUCAAAGCACAAUCUGACAGACAACCUUUUGGCACAUGUCGACAUGGCUGUUCGAUCAAACAAUCAGUGGAAAGACAACGCUUUUGUCUUCAAGUUCCCCAAUUCGGGGUGUUCCGUCUUGAGAGAUCAUCUGCCAGACAUGUGGCGCAUCAUGGGACACGUCGUCGUGAAAAACGAGUCAGUGAGCUGGACGUUCCCUCACUUUCCAGUGAUGCCCUACGGCCGCUACAAGUUCCGAGUCGUAACACGCUUCAUGAACAAGGCCGCAGCCAUUCCACUUUCCUGUUUAACAGUCGACUGUGAAAUAAUACCGAAGCCAACUGUAGAACCAAAACAAUGA
Molecule: messenger RNA, 568 nt
Organism: Thrips palmi
Lineage: Eukaryota; Metazoa; Arthropoda; Insecta; Thysanoptera; Thripidae
Exons: 4
Coding region: 11-568 (185 amino acids)
Source: RefSeq, a predicted model, not a curated record